Vombatus ursinus (common wombat) is the source of this 6328-nucleotide messenger RNA. RefSeq names its product bridging integrator 1 (gene BIN1). NCBI's taxonomy places the organism in Eukaryota, Metazoa, Chordata, Mammalia, Diprotodontia, Vombatidae. Gene Ontology annotation, molecular function: phospholipid binding; tau protein binding. Gene Ontology annotation, cellular component: cytoplasm; plasma membrane; synaptic vesicle. The record is from RefSeq and is a predicted model, not a curated record. Gene Ontology annotation, biological process: regulation of endocytosis. The transcript is spliced from 17 exons. The coding region runs from base 450 to 2129 and encodes 559 amino acids.
ACCUUCUUCCCUAGGGCUACAAGGAGGUGGCGGUGGCUGGGCUCCUUUAAGGCCGGCCCAGUGGCUGGCCCCCGGGGGCACUGUCUCUUUAAAAGGCUGUAUCUUGUCCAGCAGUUGCUGGGGGGAGGGGGGCCGUCGAUGACCAUUGUUUCUGGCUGGGGUGGCUCUACCCCCUCCCCUUCUCCUCCUUUUCCGCCCUUCCCCCUCCUCCCUCUUCCUCCUCUCCACCCCCCUCUCUCGCUCUCUCCCUCUCUAGCUCUCGUCCUCUCCCUCUCGGGCUCUGUGGCAGCGAGAGAGCGCGCGGCGUCGGAGACGCGGAGCUCUAUGUAGGCUCUUGCCCGCUGCAUUGGUGCACCCGCCUCCCGGGCACACGCGCACCUACCUAGAUUUAAUUGGCAAUUAAACUAGUGUUGGGGUAAAAGAAAAAAAAAAAAAGGCAGGAGGACAAGAUGGCUGAGCUAGGCAGUAAGGGAGUGACCGCAGGGAAAAUAGCCAGCAACGUGCAGAAGAAACUCACCCGUGCGCAGGAAAAGGUCCUACAGAAGUUAGGAAAGGCAGAUGAGACUAAAGAUGAGCAGUUCGAGCAGUGUGUCCAGAAUUUCAACAAACAACUGACGGAAGGGACCAGGCUGCAAAAGGAUCUGCGCACCUACUUGGCAUCUGUCAAAGCAAUGCAUGAAGCCUCUAAGAAGCUAACGGAGUGUCUGCAAGAGGUGUAUGAACCAGACUGGCCCGGGAGAGAGGAGACAAACAAAAUAGCGGAAAACAAUGACCUGCUAUGGAUGGAUUACCAUCAGAAACUGGUGGACCAGGCGCUUCUGACCAUGGACACUUAUCUAGGCCAGUUUCCUGACAUCAAAUCUCGAAUCGCUAAGCGUGGGAGGAAAUUGGUGGACUAUGACAGUGCCCGCCAUCAUUACGAGUCUCUUCAGACUGCCAAAAAGAAGGACGAAGCCAAAAUUGCCAAGGCUGAGGAGGAGCUCAUCAAAGCUCAGAAGGUAUUUGAGGAAAUGAAUGUUGACUUGCAGGAAGAGUUACCAUCUCUGUGGAAUAGCCGUGUUGGUUUCUAUGUCAACACAUUCCAGAGCAUCGCUGGCCUGGAGGAGAAUUUCCACAAGGAGAUGAGCAAGCUGAACCAAAACCUGAAUGAUGUGCUGGUGAGCUUGGAGAAGCAGCAUGGCAGCAACACAUUCACUGUCAAGGCCCAGCCAAGUGACAAUGCCCCUACGAAAGGGAACAAGAGCCCCUCACCACCGCCCGAUGGUUCCCCAGCUGGCACCCCUGAGAUCAAGGUCAACCACGAGCCUGAACCAGCCAGCCUGGACACUCCGGGGGCUGCCCUCCCCAAGUCGCCGUCUCAGCUUCGAAAAGGCCCACCAGUCCCACCGCCUCCCAAACACACUCCGUCCAAGGAAAUCAAGCAGGAACACAUUAUCAGCUUGUUUGAUGACAAUUUUGUCCCCGAGAUCAGCGUGACCACCCCCUCACAGUUUGAUGCCCCUGGGCCAUUCCAGGAAAAUGCCAGCCUGUUGGAUCUGGACUUUGAUCCCAUCCCACCCGUUGCAAGCCCUGUGAAGGCACCUACGCCCUCUGGUCAGGCUGCAGAGAGUCCAGCUGGCAGCCUGCAGUCUGUGGAGCAGGGCCCUGCUGAUAGCGCCACGGAAGAGGGCGCAUUUCCCGUGGUCUGGCCCAGCCAGACCUCAGAGCCUGGGCCAGCCCAACCAGGAGAUGUGACAGAGGCUGGCGAGACGAAACCAGUGGCAGUAACUGAAGGAGCCAAUGAGACGGCGGCAAGUGACGGGGCCUCUAGCUCCCUGCCUGCUGUGGUGGUUGAGACCUUCCCAGCCACCGUGAAUGGAACUGUGGAAGGCAGUGCUCCCUCCAAGAGGUCUGACUUGCCCCCAGGAUUCAUGUUCAAGGUCCAGGCACAGCAUGACUACACAGCCACUGACAGUGAUGAACUACAGCUGAAGGCUGGAGAUGUGGUGCUGGUGAUUCCGUUUGAGAACCCAGAGGAGCAGGAUGAAGGCUGGCUGAUGGGUGUGAAGGAGAGUGACUGGCAUCAGCGUAAGGAGUUGGAGAAAUGCCGAGGUGUUUUUCCUGAGAACUUCACAGAGAAAGUCCAGUGAGAGCUGCAGUCAUCACUCUUCUUUCAAGGGGAGUGAAGCCACUCCCCCCCCCCCCCUCAAAAAAUGUGUCUUUCUGGGUUUUUUCUUUUUUUUUCUGUUGGGGAAAAAAUAGAAAGAAAAACAAGGAGAACGAAGAGGAAGAACAGAAGCCACAAAACAUAAUGGAUGACAACCAAAAUUUGAAUUUGUCAGAAUGAUGUUUUAAAAGUGUUAUUUUGCAGCUGAUGUAUCCCUGUAGUUGAGUUCCAGUGCUGAGAUACCCCUGCUCAGUUCUCAGUAGCGUGUGAGCCUUGAUCAGGGAACACUGGGUGGGAGAGUGACCUUGCUGGAGACAAACAGCAGGGGAUACUCAAACCGUUAUGCUUGCCAGUCACUGUGGCCCAUCACAGGGUGAACACCAUACACCCAUUUCCCUGGCAGCUCCUGUCGGCAUGGGUGUUUACAGGCAGCCCGUCCUCUAAUCUUGGCUCUAAAGAUCCUUCUCCAACCCCACUGACCAGGACAUCUGUUGUGCUAUUUGACAAUAAAACUAGUGUACAGUGUUAAACAAAAACAAAAAAAUGCCACCGUAAAACUAAAAGAAAAAAAUCAAAACAACUAAACCCAAAACAAAUUGUGUGUUUCUUUUUUUUCCUCCCCCCCCAACCCCCCAAUAGGUAUAAGUGGACUGUGAUUUGGGAUUUUAUACUGUGAUGAAGGAAAAGCUAAGGCAAGCCAAGUUAGGGCCUGCAUUAAAUCAAAGGGAAACCUCAUUCCUCCCAGCUGAAGCUUGACACCUGGAGGGUUUCCCCUUUGACUGGGGACAAAUUAAUGUGAAAGUGACCACUGGUCAGUGGUUCAAGAAAAGGGGGAGAAAAUGUGCUGAGGAAAAGGAGGCAAAAUUAGAGAUAGAGGCAGCCUGUUUUCUUAAAAUUAUAGUCUUUCAAAAUUGUACCUUUUUAUUAGUAGGAGAGUAUAGCUCUUUGGGAACACAGAUCGGCCCUUUAUUUGUUGUUCUUGAAUGGGGUUGACUUUUUUCCCAUGGAGAAUUCUGCAGACUGGCCAGGGUUAGAGCCACCUUCCUGGCCCUCUUGUUGGCUAGGGUCAGAGCUGUAUGAACUCUUUUAAACUCUAUUUAAUAUUGGUGCAUGACAUUCUUAUCCUGUGGUUAGUUGUGGGGAGAAGUGUGAGAAGGGGAGGGGGACUCCGUGAAGGGGGGAAAGGUGUGAAAAUUCAGGCAUUCCCAUUUCUCCAUGGCUUUGCUUUGCUUCUGCAGAAGGGAAGGGGUUUGUGUUGGUCAAAACUAAGGAUACUUGAACAUGGAUGUAAACUAACCAAUACCACCUCUCUCUCUUGUUCUCUCUCCUAGUUUUCCUCUCCCUCUCUCCCCCUCAUUCUCUCUCCUUUUGAUGUAAAUUCUUCUCUUAGGAAAACUCCAUUUAGAGCAGGUGGGGCCUCCAUGCUCAGGCUUCAGCCAGUCUGAACAAAAUUUGCCUACAUGGGCAGAAAGCGCUCCCAGGGGCUGCUGGGUGUAGUUGUCGUCAUUGCUUGUGUGAUGAAUUGAGGUGUUGGAGUGGAUGGGGGAGAUCCAGGAGCCAGCUUUGUGUCUAGGGUGGGUUGAUUUCACUUGAAAGGGUCAUCUUCUGCAUUUUGCUCAGUGUUUUAUUUUUAAAAUGAAAAACAAAGCAAAACAAAAUGAAACAAAAAAACCCUGUGCAUCAUUGUCUCGUGUGUGUGUGUGUAAGAGUGUGUGUGUGUGUGUGUGUGAGAGAGAGAGAGAGAGAGAGAUCGAGAUCUUUUUCUCUACCUGUUCAUGGAUGGCCAUCAUAGCUUGCCUCUAGCUGGAACAGCUUGUCAUGGUUCUACUUUCCAGCAGUAAGGCAGCCUUGCAAAUAGCCUCCCCUCCCUCCCCCCAACUUGCCCAGGGACAAAGGCCAGCAAACAGUCAGGAUUGUGGAAGCAGCUUCUUUGGGUGGUGUUCCCCAGGGUUCUCCUCAGGGAGGGUGGGCUGGGAAAACUGUGUGGGCGGCUGGUUUGGGUACUUUAUCUGCAAGGCUGACUUAGUCAUAUUGAUGGUCAUUCCUUAAGAAUGUUACAGUGUGUUUGACUGCCUUGUUAGUUGAAAAAAAAAAGUAGUGAUGUUGGUUUCUCUUUUGGAAAAUCUGAACAAUGUAAUGAUUGAUCCAUGUGAAACUCUAUUUUUAUGCGUUUGUAAACCUGGUUGAAUCUUCUCAGAGCAAUGUUUUAAAAUAUAUAUCUACAUAAAUAUAUAACAGUAAAAGCAAAUGAAUUGGGUUAAUGCCAGAAUCCUAGCUUAAAUUUGUUUAUUUUUAUGCAAAACUUGUGGCCUUUUUUUUUUUUUAAGGCAACAGGAUUAUAGUUUCAUCUUCUGAGUUGUCUCCUGGGGUUAUUUGGUUGGUUGGCACUUCAGCAAAUCGUUGUGUAGUACAUAUGGCUGUAGACAGCCAAACAGAGAGACCCUUAUUGGGGAGUGGGGUGGGGGAAAUGGUUUUUUUAAUUUUAAGUUAUCUCCAGAAUGGAAACCAAAUAAUUCGAUUUCUUUUAUUCAAUAAACACUGAGUUCCUCUUCUGUGCCUGGCCCUGUGGUGGAUGUAAAAGAUAAGAUCUAACCUCUCUCAGAAAGCGCCUAAGGUCCGGUAGGGGGACUAUGGUGAACACACAGAUACCUGCGACAAAACACCAUCAGUGAGUUACUGAGAAACGGAGAUAGGAGCUGAAAGGUGGGAGAAGUCACUGGGCUUUCAUUCUAGUGCUAUAGGUCCUUGGGUCUGUAAAAACGAAAACUGUUUUUUCCCCUAUAAACCAUUUUCUGCUGGGUCAUAUACUCACUCCUAAGAGUUGCCAGUGAGAUGAAGUCUAACUCUGUGUGACCUUGGGCAAAUCAUUUGCCCUUCUUAAACUUCAGUUUCCUUAUCUGUAAGGAGGAGGAGUUGAAGGAUUUGGUCUCUGAGGGCCCUUCCACUCUAAUUCUAUUCUAAUCCAAUUUAAUCUAAGAGUAGUUUAAAAGAAACCUAGAUAAGAAUGUAAAUGCUGAUCCUAGAAAGUUGGGUCAAGCUAUCCUGGUCAAGAUGGUUGCUUUGGGGGGGAGGGUGAACUUGGCACAAGAAGGGGUGGAUGAAAGCCUUUAUUUUCAUUGUUAUCCUGAUAAUUCAAUUCAAUAAACCUUAAGCGCGUACUGUGUGCUAAUCAUGGGACAAAAUGUGAGAUGGCCUCUGCCCUCAUAGCCCCAGUAAGAAGCAGCCCUGUAUAGCCAAGGAUGGAUCUCUUUAAGUUAAGGGGGGAAUCACAGCUGUUGUCUUCUUGUGGAUACUCUGUUGCUUUCUUGUAUUCCACACUCUUCCCUGUGUUGGGGAAUUCAUUAUAAAGUCAGGUCUGUUUUGGACCUGACCUAGGGCUUAAUAGUUCUUGGUACCAAAAAUCUCUCCUCAGAAGAUCAUUUCAUCCAGAGGCAGAGGCCCCAGGGCCAAGACUGAAGGGGCACAAAAGGACAUCUUAAUAUUGUUUAAUAUAAAUGCACAUAUUUUUGGUUCCAGAAAAUGCUGUUUUGUUGGCAUGUGACUAUUUUGUGUGAAGUUCUGUGUCUCAUAAGUAGGGAGCAAUAUUUAGGGGAGAGUAAUAAGCAACACUUUUUAAAGUUUUCCUAGAAUCCAGAUGUAUUCUUGUUCUGGUGGGUGUUGUGGAGGAGGGGGUCAGGGCAGAGGCUUGGAAUAACCCACCAUGGAUGAUUGAGACCAGUCCACUCACUGUCUCUAGAACAUACCUUAUACUUUUCCUGCCUCCCUGUACUUGUUCAACUGUGUCACCCUCACUGGAAGGCUAUUCCUGUUAUGCUCAGUCAAAUUGUGCCUGUUCUUCAAAGCUCAAUUCAGGUCCCAUAUCCUCCACAAGACUUUUGGCCUUUGACAUUUUUAACUAGUUGUAUGACAUUGGGGAAUCACUUUGCCUCUCUGACCUUCAGUUUCCUCAUCUGUGAAAUGGGGGUAAUUUUACUGACCACUUCCUUCACAGCGUUGUCCCAAGGAAAAUACUUUGUUAAUGUUUAUCAGCACUAGAGAAAUGAGAAUAGUCUCUCCAGACCAAAGAGAUCUUUCCCUUCUUCCAAAUUCCUCCCUAAGACACUCGCUGUGUGACUUAUUUGGUGUUUGUCUCACACUGCUAUUUCAUAUCUGAUUGCAUUAAACUAAAUAAGUCCCAUCAGA